AUGAAUAAAUUUCAAAGAGACAACUGGAGGAAGUACUCCCUUAAGUUUACAGUAAAGGAUGGUGAGCUGUUUUACUGGCGUGGCAUGACUGUGAUGAUUGACAAUUGGAUUGCUGAGUGUGACCAAUGUCAACGGCGGGAUUUUGUAAAUGAGCUCAAUGAUUCUCUGUGCUCUCUGCUGGGCAUUGAGAGAAGCGUCACCGCUGCGUACCACCCACAGACUAAUGGGUUGGACGAAAAGACCAACCACAACAUCAAGAGAGCUUUGAUGAAGUUGGUGAAUGAGCAGCAGAACAACUGGGACACAUUCCUUGAUGCCACACUGUUCUCUUUGAGGUCAAAGGUGCACAUCUCAACCAAACACACCCCAUUCCAGUUGAUGUAUGGGCGGGAGGCUGUGUUCCCCUCAGAGGUGCCUGUAGAUUAUCCUCAGGUGGGGGACCAUGACUGUCACCCCCUGCAGGACACUCUGCUCUGGAGAGCAGCUUCAAUUCACCAGGACACUGCCAAAUGUGACAGCUACACACCAAUGGAACUUGAGAGUGAGAAGGCGCUUGACAUACAAACAGAACAGAGCAAUGAGGGUAUGCCCCAUUGGGCAGUCUUUAUUCAAAGUUCCAACCCAAAGUACAACAAAGGAAAGCAAACAGCAAAGCCAACACUUGAGGCUGACCAGGACAGAAAGCCAACGCACUGGCCUUCAGGAUCUGUGAACUCUUCGCGUAUCCUGAGCACAUCACAUGCAGGAAUGACCUGGCUCCCAGUCGUCCCGAGCACCAGCUAA
Molecule: messenger RNA, 783 nt
Organism: Knipowitschia caucasica
Lineage: Eukaryota; Metazoa; Chordata; Actinopteri; Gobiiformes; Gobiidae
Source: the annotation of a GenBank genome assembly